Gadus chalcogrammus (walleye pollock) is the source of this 1717-nucleotide messenger RNA. RefSeq lists its product as uncharacterized. The transcript has 24 exons. The record is from RefSeq and is a predicted model, not a curated record. The coding region runs from base 1 to 1356 and encodes 451 amino acids. Lineage: Eukaryota; Metazoa; Chordata; Actinopteri; Gadiformes; Gadidae.
AUGCUGGCCAGAGCGCUUCUCCGAACCUCGCUGGUCCUCUGGAUGACUGGACUCAGCCUGCAGAAAGGAGUCCGACCACAGGUGUCCGCCCUCGGACGGCUGGGGAUUCCGGUCAAAGACGCCAGCCUGGCCAUGGGAGGAGCCAAGCCUGCAAGUUACAGCGCUCUGGGAGCCCUGGGGGGCCGGGGUUACGGGGCCAAGAUGGGGAGGCAGGUGGCAGGACGUUACCCUGUGGCUCACCUUGGCGGAGCAGGCUACAGGAACCCAGGGGCCGCCAAAGCGGCCGUCAAGCAAGGCGCGGGGUACGGGGCCUACGGAACCUACGGCGUGGGUCUGGGCGCCGGGAUGGGGAUGCCCAUGGGAGCGGGCAUGGGUAACGGGAUGGGAAUGGGCCUGCCCCACGCAGGGAAGCGCGGAGUCUACGGCAACGGCAACGGCAACGGCUACGGCACUCAACCAGAGCCCCCUGCACCUCAGACGACCAUUAGUCACGCUGCGACCUUAUCGCGCGACGGGAAACACACCCUGACUGACAUCUUAAGAUUCUAUGCAGGAAAUUCUCUGACCCCGUCUCUUGUCUCGUUGCCAGGAUACGGAGCCGGGGCCGGGGUUGGGGUGGGCUACGCUGGAGUCCGUCCCGGUAUAGGAGCGCAGUACUUCCCCGGACAGUCCGCCAAGGGGCCAAAACCUGGGUACGGGGCAGGAAUCUACCCUGGAGCCGGGCUGGGGGCCGCGGGCUACGGAGCAGGCCUGGGAAACGGAGGCUACCCCAUGGCUGCCGGGGCGGGGAAACUCGGAGGUGCUGCGAAUCUGGGACAUGGUGGAUACCCACAGGGAGGGCUUGGCAAGCCCACCGAGUUCGGAGACGGGACCGGAGCCUAUGGCGCCGGGGGCCUUGGAGCGGGCAACGGCUACGGCUACGGCAAUGGUUACAACAUGGGGAGCAACGGCUAUGGACCCGGCUAUGGGGCAGGAGGUUAUGCUGGACAGGGUCAGGGAUCAUUUGGGGGCGCUGGUUCGGUCCCUGUCGGUGCCGGAGCGUACGGCGAUGCUCAGGCCAUGGGUCUGGGGAGCGACUCUGGCAUGGGGGGAGGAGUUGGCCACCUCUCCAACGGCGCUUCUCCUAUGAUUCCUGCUGGACUAGAGGGUGAUGGAGGCUACCCCUACGGCGCCCUUGGGGCAGAAGCUGCUGCUGCUGCGGCCAAAUCUGCCAGCAAGUUUGGCGUGGGGGCAGGCUACGGUGCUCAGCAAGCAGGUUUCGCUGCCCAGGCUGGCGCUGGUCAGGACUCCUAUGGAGUGCCACAUGGCAAAUAUGGCGGAGUAAAUGGUUUCCUGGGAAAUGGAUACAAAGGCUAAUUGAAAUGACGCAGACAACUCCUUCAUUGAAAUGUGUGUUGUUAUUCUUGUUGUUUUUUUACGGUUUGUCAAUUCAUGUUACAUGUGGUUCUUGUGUGUUCUUGUCUUGUCUGGUUUUGUUCGAGGUCCUCGACUUUGAGUGUCUUGUGUGUGUCUCUGUUCCCUCAUGUCGCCCCUGCUGUGUCUCCCACAUGCGUCUGUCGCCUUCCCCUAAGUGUCCACACAUGGCAUGAUAUUCAAGUGUAUGCUUACACAUGACAUGUUGACUAUAGAACGUCAACAAAGAUGGAAAUCAAGUGUCCGACGCACGUCGAACACUUGUUUGACCCGAUGAUCGACCAUCUGUCAGCGAUGAAUAAAG